GUGGCCGGUCGCCCGCAGUCUACCUUUAGUUCGUAUUGUAGUGACGCUAACUUUAAACAUUAUUUUUUUUGUUGUUGUUUAAUUCGUUUGCCAAAAUGAGGAGUCUUGCGUGUGUUCUCAUCGUCAGUGCGCUCACAUAUUCUGCAUACGCACAGGAGAGCUUCAAAUGCCCCGAUGAUUUCGGCUUCUAUCCACAUCACACAUCCUGCGAUAAAUACUGGAAGUGUGAUAACAAUGUCGCCGAAUUGAAGACGUGCGGUAAUGGCUUGGCGUUCGAUGCCAGUGACUCCAAGUUCCUCACUGAGAACUGCGACUACAUUCAUAAUGUCGAAUGUGGGGAGAGGUCACAAUUGGAACCACCAAUUGGUACAACGCAUUGUGAACGUUUGUAUGGUAUCUUUGCUGAUGCUGCCAAAUGUGACGUUUUCUGGAACUGCUGGAACGGUGAAGCUUCUCGUUAUCAAUGCUCACCUGGUUUGGCUUAUGAUCGUGAAGCUCGUGUUUGUAUGUGGGCUGAUCAAGUACCAGAAUGCAAAAAUGAAGAAGUUGCUGGUGGUUUCGCUUGCCCAGCCGCUGGUGAAGUAUCCAACUCUGGUACAUUCUCGCGUCAUGCCCAUCCAGAAGACUGCCGCAAGUAUUACAUCUGUUUGGAAGGUGUACCAAGAGAAUAUGGAUGCCCUAUUGGCACCGUUUUCAAAAUUGGUGACUCAGAUGGCACUGGCAACUGUGAAGACCCCGAAGAUGUUCCCGGAUGCGAGGAUUAUUACAAAGACGUCGACUUGAAGGCGUUAAAGAAAUUAGGAUAUUAACAGGACGAACUGUGUGAUUAACGAGAAGCUGUCCGAUCGUCCUUGUCGUCCUGCGACCGCGACUUCCUCACCGGGUGUCAACACUAAACUCUUCCAAAUCGAGAAACGAUUUACGACAAAUCGCCGAGUCACUAAUUAGUUUUUUUUUAUAUUUUGUUUAUUAUUUUAUGUGUUAAUUACUUGCCAGGAUCACAAUUUAGACAUCAAGACAAGAUACAAACCGAGAAACAUGAAAAAAUACAUAAAUUGUUAUUGUUUUAUGGAUUUAUGCGAUUAGCUAGUAUUUUUAUUCGAUGUACGUGUAAUAAAUCACAAAUCAUGUAAUAUAUUACAAUUAAGUUUUCGUAUAUAUAUUGAUUAAGUCAAUAAUAAACAAAUAAACAAAUUAAAUACAAAAA
This is a messenger RNA of Dalotia coriaria, 1207 nucleotides long. It is a transcript of the gene Gasp, whose product is annotated as Chitin binding Peritrophin-A domain-containing protein Gasp. Gene Ontology annotation, molecular function: chitin binding. The transcript is spliced from 5 exons. The record is from RefSeq and is a predicted model, not a curated record. Lineage: Eukaryota; Metazoa; Arthropoda; Insecta; Coleoptera; Staphylinidae. Gene Ontology annotation, cellular component: extracellular region. The coding region runs from base 96 to 809 and encodes 237 amino acids.